This is a messenger RNA of Portunus trituberculatus (swimming crab), 6881 nucleotides long. RefSeq names its product chromodomain-helicase-DNA-binding protein Mi-2 homolog (gene Mi-2). Lineage: Eukaryota; Metazoa; Arthropoda; Malacostraca; Decapoda; Portunidae. The record is from RefSeq and is a predicted model, not a curated record. Gene Ontology annotation, biological process: chromatin remodeling; negative regulation of transcription by RNA polymerase II. Bases 167 to 6109 code for a protein of 1980 amino acids. Gene Ontology annotation, molecular function: ATP binding; ATP hydrolysis activity; DNA binding. The transcript is spliced from 34 exons. Gene Ontology annotation, cellular component: nucleus; chromatin.
UGUCCGAAAAACCUCUGUGGCCGAGAAACAUUGAGAGAGACGCGCUGGACGAGGUGGUGGCGGUGUGCCUCGUGCGUCUCAUAAGUUUUGUUAAGUGACUCACACGGACGAAGAAUCAAAGGGAGGCAAGGGAAAGAAGAAAGAAGCAGUCAGAGAAGAGGAGAGGAUGCCGUCGGACCUGGAGGAGGCGGAGUACCCAGAAGAGGAGGAAGAGCAGGGAGAAGGAGAAGAGGGUGAAGAAGAACAAGGUGAUUCCAAUGAAGAAGAGCAGGAUGAGGAGUGGAGUGGAGGAAAACGGAAAAGAAAGAAGAGCAAGAAACGGAAGUCUUCACGGGGGGAUCGAGGGCGAAAGAAACGAAAGAAGAAGGAUGAAAGUGAAAGUGAGGGUGAGUAUGAGGAAGAAGGUCAGCGAGUGGAUUCAGACUACACUGAGGAUGCAUCUCGGGGCAGGGGGCGCGGCAAGGGCCGGGGCCGCCCUGCCGUUGCUCCAAUGGCACCAAUGCAGGAGAGCAAUGAGCAGAAUGGUGGAGGUGACCAGAUGCCAACAGUUGCAGAGGUGUGCGAGAGUUUUGGUUUGAAUGAUGUCCAGAUUGAGUAUUCUGAAAACGACUACCAGACUCUCACUACGUACAAGCUCUUCCAGCAGCAUGUACGGCCACUCUUGGCUAAAGAAAAUCCCAGGGUUCCUGUAUCCAAGCUGAUGAUGCUUGUGGCAGCCAAGUGGAGAGAGUUCACAGCCAGAGGACAAGAAGAUGAAGAGGAGGAAGAGGAAGAGGUUGCUGAGGAAGAAGAACCAGAACCAGAACCUGUCCAAAUUGUUCCUAAGGGUCGAGGACGUCCAAGGAAGUCGAAGGUCGACGAAGAGGUGGAGGAAGAGUUUGAAGAUGACAGUGAAGGGGUGGGCAAGAAGAAGCGUGGCCGGAAGCGCACCACGACAGCUGAAGCCAAGGCCAAGAAGGGAGGAAAGGUGCCUACACUCAAGAUCAAGUUAGGGAAAAGGAAGAAGGACACCUCGGAGGAUGAUUCCAGUCAGGAUAGUGAUGCCGAGUUUGAGCAGAUGUUGGCUGAGGCGGAAGACAUGAACAAGGCUGAAGAUGAAGCUGAACAGACUACAGGUCCUAAGAAAAGUAAGAAAACCAAAAUAGGAAACAAGAAUCGACGGAGAAAGCGCAUGAAGGCUAAGGACGAGGAUGGCUAUGAAACUGAUCAUCAGGACUACUGUGAAGUGUGCCAGCAAGGGGGUGAAAUCAUCCUUUGUGACACAUGUCCCAAGGCUUACCACUUGGUGUGCCUGGAACCAGAGUUGGAGGAAGCCCCUGAGGGCAAGUGGUCCUGCCCCACCUGUGAGGCUGAGGGUGUCAAAGAGGAGGAUGAACACUUGGAGUACUGCAAGGUUUGCAAGGAUGGCGGGGAACUGCUGUGCUGUGAUUCCUGUGUCAAUGCCUACCAUACAUACUGUCUGUCUCCACCACUUUUUGAGGUGCCUGAUGGAGAGUGGACCUGCCAGCGGUGUGCCUGUGAGCCCCUCCCUGGACGAGUACAGAAAAUUCUGUUUUGGAGGUUUGUGGAACCUCCUAAGCCUCCAGAAAAUUGGAAGGAAAUUGUUGGUGAAAGCAAAGCAGAGAAGUAUCAAUUCAAAUUAUUGCGAGAGUUUUUAGUGAAGUGGGUGGACAUGUCCUAUUGGCACUGCUCCUGGAUUUCUGAAUUGAUGCUGGAUGUCUACCAUCCUCAGAUGCUGAGGUCAUACUUUAAGAAGUUUGAUCCUGAUGAGCCCCCUGUCCCUGGUAUUGAUGAUGAUGAUGAGUUAGGUUCCCAGCGACGCCACAAGAAGGAGUAUGACCCCAAUUCUCUUGAGGAAAGGUAUUACAAGUAUGGUAUCAAAUCCACCUGGCUUAAGAUACAUCGUGUUCUAAAUCACCGUACCCUUCGUGAUGGCACAACACAGUACCUGGUUAAGUGGAGGGAUCUUCCCUAUGACCAGGCCACAUGGGAGGAUGAAGAUGAGGAGAUUGUUGGUCUCAAGCAAGCUAUUGAGUUCUACCAUGAUCUACGAGCUGCUUGUAAUGCCGAUGUUGGCAAGAACAAGAAGGGGAAAAAGAAAGGCAAGUCAAGGACCCGUGAGCUUGGUGAUGAAGACCGUGAGCCAGCAUCGCCUCGCCGAUUCACUCCUCCGCCAGAGAAACCUACCACCAAUCUCAGCAAGAAGUGGGAGAAGCAGCCAGAUUACAUUGAUAUUACUGGGCUUUCUCUCCAUGAGUAUCAGCUGGAAGGAGUUAAUUGGCUCCGGUACUCUUGGGGCCAAGGAACAGAUACCAUUCUGGCUGAUGAGAUGGGUUUGGGAAAAACUAUUCAAACAAUUGCCUUCCUCUACUCUCUGUAUAAGGAAGGCCAUUCUAAGGGGCCUUUCCUUGUGGCAGUUCCUUUGUCCACCAUUAUUAACUGGGAGCGAGAAUUUGAAAUGUGGGCACCUGAUUUCUAUGUUGUAACCUAUGUUGGUGACCGUGAAUCAAGAACAAUGAUUCGUGAGCAUGAGUUGUCCUUUGAAGAAGGAGCAGUACGCAGUGCUUCAAAGGCAACUCGCAUUCGCACAACUAAUGUCAAGUUUAAUGUGUUGCUUACAUCUUAUGAAAUGAUAUCUAUGGAUCAGGCAUGUCUUGGCUCCCUGGAGUGGGCAUGUUUAGUUGUAGAUGAAGCACACAGAUUAAAGAGUAACCAAUCAAAGUUUUUCCGUGUGUUGAACCAGUACAACAUAAUGUACCGGCUGCUGCUGACAGGAACCCCCCUUCAGAAUAACUUGGAAGAACUGUUCCAUCUCUUGAACUUCCUCUGUCCAGAAAAAUUUAAUGAUUUGUCAGCUUUCCAAAAUGAAUUUGAAGACAUAGCAAAGGAAGACCAAAUUAAGAAACUCCAUGACUUGCUUGGACCUCAUAUGCUCAGAAGACUGAAGACUGAUGUCUUGAAGAAUAUGCCCACAAAAUCUGAGUUCAUCAUCCGAGUGGAGCUAUCACCACUCCAGAAGAAGUAUUACAAGUACAUCUUGACCCGAAACUUUGAGGCCCUGAACUCCAGAGGUGGUGGGCAGCAGGUGUCUCUUUUGAACAUUGUGAUGGACUUAAAGAAGUGCUGCAAUCACCCCUACUUGUUCCCAGCUGCUUCUGAGGAGGCUCCAAAGCUCCCUAAUGGAAUGUAUGUCACAAGAGAUCUAGUGAAGGCCAGUGGAAAGUUUACCAUCUUGGAAAGCAUGUUGGAAAAGUUGAAGAGAGAUGGUCAUCGUGUGCUAGUUUUCUCCCAGAUGACCAAAAUGUUGGAUGUUUUGGAAGAUUUCUGUGAAGGGCUUGGCUACAAGUAUGAGAGAAUUGAUGGAGGCAUCACUGGCUUGGCUCGACAGGAGGCAAUUGACAGAUUUAAUGCACCUGGAGCCCAGCAGUUCAUAUUCUUGCUGUCAACUCGUGCUGGUGGUUUGGGGAUCAACUUGGCCACUGCAGACACUGUCAUUAUCUAUGACUCAGACUGGAAUCCUCAUAAUGACAUCCAGGCCUUCUCUCGAGCUCAUCGUAUCGGUCAGGCAAACAAGGUAAUGAUUUACCGAUUUGUGACACGCAACUCUGUGGAAGAGCGAGUAACCCAAGUAGCGAAACGGAAGAUGAUGUUGACUCACUUGGUGGUGCGGCCUGGCAUGGGCUCAAAAUCCACUAAUUUUUCUAAGCAAGAGUUGGAUGACAUUCUUAGGUUUGGUACUGAGGAGCUCUUCAAGGAUGAAUCUGGGAAGGAGGAUGAGGCUAUUCAUUAUGACAACCAGGCCAUUGAAGAGCUUUUGGACCGUAGUAAGGAGGGUAUUGAGCAGAAGGAGAACUGGGCCAAUGAGUACCUGAGCUCCUUUAAGGUGGCUUCUUAUGUCACUAAGGAGGGAGAGGAGGAGGAAAUGGAAGAUGUGGAAGUGCUGAAACAGGAAGCUGACAACACUGACUCACAGUAUUGGGAACGUCUCCUACGGCAUCACUUUGAACAGCAACAGGAAGAUCUUGCCCGUACCUUGGGCAAGGGCAAGCGUGUCAGAAAACAGGUGAACUACAAUGAUGCAGCAGAUGGUCGUGAAGACCUCACAUGGCAAGAACAAGGCUCUGAUUACAACUCUGAUUUCUCACUGCCAUCUGAUAAUGAUAAUGAUGAUGAAUUUGACGAGAAGAAUGAAAAUGAUGGCAACAGGCGGUCCAGACGUAGGGCAGAUCGCCAUGACAGGGACCGUCCCCUGCCACCCCUGCUGGCCAGAGUUGGUGGCAACAUUGAGGUUCUUGGUUUUAACGCUCGCCAACGGAAAUCAUUCCUUAAUGCAGUGAUGCGAUAUGGUAUGCCCCCCCAAGAAGCCUUCAAUUCACAAUGGUUAGUGCGUGAUUUGCGAGGGAAGAGUGAAAAGUGCUUCCGAGCAUAUACUUCAUUGUUCAUGCGACAUCUGUGUGAACCCGGUAACGACAAUGCUGAGACCUUUGCUGAUGGUGUUCCUCGUGAGGGGCUCAGCCGACAGCACGUGCUCACCAGGAUUGGAGUUAUGUCACUCAUCCGUAAAAAGGUAUCUGAAUUUGAGACUAUAAAUGGUCAUUACUCUAUGCCAGAAGCUAUCCACAAGCCUGUUGAUCCUGUACAGGGUGACAAAAGCAAUGGAACUUCUGCCUCUGGUACUCCAGCAACUAGUGUUACACCUUCUCCUGCUCCCUCUGUCAAAGGAGAAGUGGAAGAGAAGGAAGAAGACAAAAAGGAAGACAAGGAAAAGACUGAAGAAAAGGAAAAAACAACAGAAGAAAAAGAACCAGAGAAACCAGAGAAUAAAGAGACUGAAGAGAAGAAAGAAGAAGCAACAACAGAAGUGGAAAAGAAGGAGAAGGAAGAAGAGGUAGCAACCGUUGAAAAGAAAGAAGAAGAAACUGAAGAAAAGAAACCAACUGAAGAAACAGAGAAAAGUGAAAAAACUGAGGAAGUGAAGAAAGAGGAAAAUGAGGUGGAGGCUGAGGAGAAAGAGGAAGAGAAGAAGCCAGAGAAAAAAGAGGAGAAACCAGCAGAAAUAGAGGAAAUUAAGGAAAUCACUGAAACACAAGAAAAACCUGAAGGUGACAAGACUGAGGAAAAGAAGGAGAAGACAGAAAAGAAAGAAGAAGAGAAAGAGAAUGGUAAGCCAGAAGAGGAGAAGGAGAAAGAAGAAGACAAAGAGAAAGAUGGUGAGAAGGAUGGAGACAAGAAGGAAGUGACCAAGAAGAAGGAGAUUGAACCCAUUUCCAAGAGAAAGUUCAUGUUCAACAUUGCAGAUGGAGGAUUCACAGAGCUUCACACACUGUGGCAGAAUGAAGAGAAAGCAGCUGUGCCUGGCAGAGAAUGUGAAAUCUGGCAUCGCAGGCAUGAUUAUUGGUUGCUGGCGGGCAUUGUGACGCAUGGCUAUGGUCGUUGGCAAGACAUCCAAAAUGACAUGCGGUUUGCCAUCAUCAAUGAACCCUUCAAGAUGGAUGUGGGCAAGGGCAAUUUCUUGGAAAUCAAAAACAAAUUCCUGGCACGAAGAUUCAAAUUACUGGAGCAAGCAUUGGUAAUUGAGGAGCAGCUGAGGCGUGCAACAUUCCUCAACUUGCAGCAGGACCCACACCACCCUGCCUGUGCCCUUAAUGCUCGCUUUGCCGAAGUGGAGUGUUUGGCAGAAUCUCACCAACAUCUCAGCAAAGAGUCAUUGGCUGGAAAUAAACCAGCCAAUGCUGUGCUCAACAAGGUGCUCAACCAACUGGAGGAGCUUUUGUCAGACAUGAAGUCUGAUGUGACACGCCUACCAGCCUCCCUCGCUCGCAUCCCACCUGUGGCCCAGCGGCUGCAGAUGUCAGAGAGGUCCAUUCUGUCUCGCUUGGCCUCAGGAGCUGGUAAUUUGGACAAGAACAGUCAAGGGGCAGCAGGGCCUGAGACUACGCCAUUCCCUGUUGGUUACAGUCCUGCAGGCCAGCUGCCAAACCUGGGCAACACUGCCUUUGCCAACUUCAGACCUCAGUAUUCACUUCCCGGCGCUGCAACAACUCCAGGUGCUGUGCAGGCUGCCUUCCCAGGUAUCCCUCCCAUGGCUGCCAACCCUGCCUCCAAGUAGAACCAUGCUGAUGCUGCUGAUGCUACUCCUGCUGCUACUGCCGCUCUACGUGGCCCAGUGUGACACUAACCCGGCUCGGUGAGUGUGGCUGUUACGGUGGUCAGGAGUCCCCACUGUCUUCAUAUAAAUCCAAACCUUUGUAUGCUAAAACUAGAACCAUUGGCUAGUACUUGCUUUCUCCAGGAUGCAUUUUUAUAAUUAAACUAUAUAUAUAUACACAUGACAAUUGAAUCAGUUAGAAUUGGAGUAGCAAAUUGAAAAUUUUGAUGAAUUUGAUCACUAAGAUUUAUUUCAUAAGCUCCUGACUGCCAUUAAACUAAGCUGCCCAAUAACCUCUGAACAAGGAAUGUGGUAUUGUUAGUUGUGUUGCAUGACCAUUCCAGGGGUUGCUUGGUGACUGAAGCCCACCCAAUGAUUUUCAUUUUGAGAUGGCAUGGUUGUUCAACAUUUAUUCACACAUCUUCAUACUUCAAACAUCCUAUAAGAACAUCAUAAUGUUUUAUUAUCUGAUUGAUUAAUAUCAAAUUCAAAAUACAUGUAUUCAAAAUUUGUGGAUGUGCCAUGGAUAGCAGCUGAACUAACAGAACAUGUUCAUAUGUUCAUUGGAUAGUAUAUUUGUUUCAUAUGAAUUUGAAUUAAUUUAUUUAUUUUUUCUAUGAAAUGCACCAGUAUGUAUUUCUGCUAAACAAAUUCAUCAACAGUUUCCCAUCUUGGUUGUGAUUAACAUUGCUUUUGUGAAUAGUUGACUAAUAAAAACUUUUAGUAUUGAGAA